Messenger RNA from Tripterygium wilfordii, 1852 nucleotides. RefSeq names its product probable serine/threonine-protein kinase PBL9. The transcript has 6 exons. The coding region runs from base 458 to 1624 and encodes 388 amino acids. NCBI's taxonomy places the organism in Eukaryota, Viridiplantae, Streptophyta, Magnoliopsida, Celastrales, Celastraceae. Gene Ontology annotation, molecular function: ATP binding; protein kinase activity. The record is from RefSeq and is a predicted model, not a curated record. Gene Ontology annotation, biological process: protein phosphorylation.
CAAUUGCUCAUCUCCAUAAGUUUCUCUGAGUCUCUGUCUGUCUGUAUAAAGAAAGUUGUAGAUAGAGAAGCGAGAAUGAAGACCAGUUGCCAAAUGAACACUACCAUAUUGAUAUUGGUCAUUGCAUUGCAGAUGGUCUACAAGAAAGAAAUUUCUGUCAAACCCCCCCAUUUUCUUGCCAUUUCCUUUUUGGGUUUUCAGGGAGCAACUUUUCAAUGCUUUUGCUGGGGGUUUACGCCUUUGCUUUUUGUUUUUGGUAAUUAUUUUUUCAGGGGUUUGACGGCUGACUGUGAUAUUGUGUGUAUAAAACUUUCGAUUUCAUACCUUGAACACUGUCUUCUUUCUUCACGGGUUCAAGCUUUCUUGGUGGUGGGUUGUCUGUGUCAAAGUUGAGAGCUGGGUUUAUUCCCUUUUGUCUUCAGCUUGUGGGAUUGAAGAAUUUUGAGCUUUUGGCUUCAUGGGUUCUUGCUUCAGUGCUACAUUCAAAGCUGAUAGCCCUCUUCACAAUGGUUCGAGCCCAAAAUACGAUGGCAAAAGUGGGAAUGAUACAAGUCGUUCAAGCAGCAUGGUCUUGUCAGUCUCAGUGCUUCACACACCUCAUACACAGGGAGAGAUGUUGCAAUCCUCCAAUUUGAAGAGCUUUUCUUUUAGUGAACUGAAAACAGCAACCCGCAACUUUCGUCCAUUUAAUUUGUUGGGUGGAGGUGGUUUUCCUUGCGACUUCAAGGGGUGGAUUGAUGAGCAUUCAUUUGCAGCUGCCAGGCCUGGGACUGGCAUGGUUAUUGCUGUUAAGAGGCUCAACCUAGAGGAUUUCCAAGGUCGUCCAGAAUGGUUGGCAGAAAUCAACUACCUUGGGCAGCUACAUCAUCCUAAUCUCGUUAAAUUGCUAGGAUAUUGCUUAAAGGAUGACCAUAGAUUCCUGGUGUAUGAAUUCAUGCCCAAGGGCAGCCUGGAGUAUCAUUUAUUUAGAGGGAAUUCUUAUUACGAACCACUGUCAUGGAGUGUUCGCAUGAAGGUUGCCCUGGAUGCUGCAAAGGGUCUAGCUUUUCUUCAUAGCGACCAGGCAAAAGUGAUAUAUCGAGACUUAAAAGCUUUUAACAUCCUGCUUGAUUCGAACUACAAUGCUAAACUCUGCAACUUAGGGUUAGCCAAGGAUGGACUGACUGCAAAUGAAAACUCUGUCUUUACACGAGUCAUGGACGCCUGUUCUUAUGCAGCACCGGAGUAUCUGGCCUCAGGCCAUCCGACUGCCCAGAGUGACGUAUACAGUUUUGGGGUGAUUCUCCUUAAAUUGAUGUCUGGCAGACGAGCAUUCGACAAGAACAGGCCAUCUCAGGAACAGAAUUUAAUUGCCUGGGCCAUGCCUUAUCUUUCCAGCAAAAGCAAAAUAUUCCGAGUUAUGGAUGCUCGCUUGCACGGGCAGUAUUCACUGGCUACUGCACUAAAGGUGGCAAACCUUGCAGUUCAAUGCCUAUCAACAAAUCCAAAGCUUAGGCCUGAGAUGGAAGAGGUAGUCAGAGACCUAGAGCAACUUCAGGACUCCAAUGGUGGCGUGAAUCUCAGCUGCAUUUCAAGCAACGAUCCCAAACACCGCGAGAAAUCUAGCGAUGAAGUACGCAAUUAGAAAGCUACUUCAUAUCCAAGGCCAUCUGCUUCACCCCUAGGUAAAUAAAGAGGAACAGCUUCUUGACCCAUGCUUUGCAGUUUAUGCUGCUAUGAGGCAAAUUACAGAUUGGAAAUUUAGUGUCAUUGAGGAAAGCUUGCAUCAAUGGCUUAUUACUGUAACAGUGCUUGCAUACUUAAUAAAACUUGUUUUCUUACUUCUUCCACAACAUUUCAUUGGUAUCCAUUA